GGGCGGAUCGCGGGCGGCAGCGCUCCAUCACCAGCGCAGAGAGAAAGGGGAAGAGGAGGAGGAGAAAGGAGGAAGGAAGGAAGGAGGGCCGGGGCGGAGGGGGGGGGCGCGCUGGGCCCCCCCAGGCUGGCGAUGGCCUGACCGGGUCCCCGCGGCCCCCCAGCACGGCCCCCUCCCCGUGCCCAGCGGGCGGCGGGCGAUGCGGCGCGGCGGUGACGGAGGUUUCGGGGCAGGAUGCUGAGGACGGAGGCAGCGAGCGGGGCGGCAGCCCCGGGGGGCAGCGGGGGGGCCCCGGGCAGCGGGGCGGGCAGCGGGGGGUUGAGGAGCGCGUCCCCGCACCGCAACGCGUACGAGGCCACCAUCCAGGCCCUGAAGCCCACAAAGGAUGCCGAGGGCGAGGACGGCAAGAAAGCCCGCAGCAAGAAGUAUGGCUCCAACGUCCAUCGCAUCAAGAACAUGUUCCUGCAGAUGGGGACGGCGCCGGGCCCCGAGGGCGCCUGCGACUUGGCCAAGGGCAAGGAGAAACCCGUCCGCCUCUCCCUGCCCCGCGCCGGCAGCCUGAGCGAUGGCAUGGAGCAGGGCAGCCCGCUGAAGCUGGGCACCAGCGUGUCCGAGAGGGUGAGCCGCUUCGAUUCCAAGCCCGACAAACCCUUCUCCAAGCUGCAGGAGACCCGUAAGAUCUUCGAGAGGAGCCCGCAGGAGAAGGAAACCACCACCAAGCUGCUGCUGCGCAAAGAGCGCGCCGGCUUCCAGGACCGCAAGCUGGACGUGGUGGUGAAGUUCAACGGCAGCACCGAGUCCUUGGAUAAGCUGGACACCGAGGCCGUGUCGCCCACCGUCAGCCAGCUGAGCGCCGUGUUCGAGAAGGCUGACCUGAGGAACAACCUGCACAAGACGCCGGGGCGCGCAGGGCCGCUCAACUCCAAGCUGGUGAGCAAAAGGUCCCGCGUCUUCCUGCAGGGCGGAGAGGGUGGCAAAGCCGAGGGCUGCGCAGAAGGCAGCGCUGCGCCCGCACGGCCGCGUCCUGCGGAGGAGGAGAAGGUGAUGGGCAAAGCGCCGAGGUCGGCGGAGAAGGAUGGGAGCGUCCCGCGCGUGCAGGAGGUCUGCAAGAUCAAACCUGUGGAGGUGGAGGAGAGCGGAGAGUCGGAGGCGGAGGUGGAGGUGAAGGAGCCCGCGGCUGCGGCCGAGGUGGCCAAAGGGGCCGAGGGGUCGGUGGUCCCCGAACCGUGCCUGGAUGGGGGUGAGGAGCCCCCCGACGCCAAGGAGGGAGGCAAGGGUGAGCGGGUGGAGGAGAGCGAGCUGUACGAUGAGUCCAAGAAGGAGGACUUCUCCGAGGCGGACCUGGUGGACAUAAGUGCCUACAGUGGGCUCGGGGAGGACUCGGGGGGCAGCGGGUUGGAUGAGGAUGAGGAGGCGGAUGGGCUCUACGAGCCCGAAUCCAGCUGCAUGGAGAUCCCGGGGCUGUCUGAGGAAGAGGAACCCGUUCCCAAUCGCAAGAUCCAGUUCAGCACGGCGCCCAUCCAGGUCUUCAGCACUUACUCCAAUGAGGACUACGACCGCCGCAAUGAAGAUGUUGACCCCAUGGCUGCAUCAGCAGAGUAUGAGCUGGAGAAGAGGGUGGAGCGGCUCGACCUCUUCCCCGUGGAGCUGGAGAAAGAUGCUGCAGGGCUGGGAAUCAGCAUCAUCGGCAUGGGCGCAGGGGCUGACAUGGGCCUGGAGAAGCUGGGCAUCUUCGUCAAGACGGUGACGGAGGGAGGGGCGGCCCACCGGGACGGCAGGAUCCAGGUGAACGACCUCAUCGUGGAGGUGGAUGGCACCAGCCUGGUGGGAGUGACGCAGAGCUUCGCUGCCUCCGUGCUCAGGAACACCAAGGGCCGUGUCCGGUUCCUCAUCGGGCGGGAGAAGCCAGGUGAGCAGAGUGAGGUGGCCCAGCUGAUCCAGCAGACGCUGGAGCAGGAGCGGUGGCAGCGGGAGAUGAUCGAGCAGCGCUACACGCAGUACACUGAGGAUGAUGAGGAGACAGGGGAAUACGCCACGGAUGAGGAGGAGGAGAUGAGCCCCAUGUUCCCCAGCAGUGAGAUGGCCAUCGAGGUGUUCGAGCUGGCCGAGAACGAGGACACGCUCUCCCCCGUUGAGAUGGACCCUGAGAAGCUGGUGCACAAAUUCAAGGAGCUCCAGAUCAAGCAUGCUGUCACCGAGGCGGAGAUCCAGCAGCUGAAGAGGAAGCUGCAGUGCCUGGAGCAGGAGAAGGCACGGUGGCGGGCUGAGAAGGCCCAGCUGGAGCAGAGCGUGGAGGAGAACAAGGAGCGCAUGGAGAAGCUGGAGGGGUACUGGAUGGAGGCACAGAACCUGUGCCAGGCGGUGGAUGAGCACCUCAAGGAGACACAGGCCCAGUACCAGACCCUGGAGCGAAAGUACAGCAAGGCCAAACGGCUCAUCAAGGAGUACCAGCAAAAGGAAAUCGAGUUCCUGAAGAAGGAGACGGCGCAGCGGAGGGUGCUGGAAGAAUCAGAGCUGGCGCACAAGGAAGAGAUGGAGAAGCUGCAGGAGAAGAUCUCCGAACUGGAGGCCAAGCUGCAGACCUUGAAAAAUUCCAACCCGACUUAAACCACCCUCAAACCGCAGCGAUUUGGGGGGGCGCGGGGGGGUUUGCCCCUCUCCCCUCAGCCCCUCUGUCCCCCAUUCCCACCCC
This is a messenger RNA of Tympanuchus pallidicinctus (lesser prairie-chicken), 2692 nucleotides long. It is a transcript of the gene PPP1R9B, whose product is annotated as protein phosphatase 1 regulatory subunit 9B. Bases 235 to 2607 code for a protein of 790 amino acids. Gene Ontology annotation, molecular function: actin filament binding. Gene Ontology annotation, cellular component: cytoplasm; dendrite; postsynaptic density. Lineage: Eukaryota; Metazoa; Chordata; Aves; Galliformes; Phasianidae. Gene Ontology annotation, biological process: actin filament organization; neuron projection development; calcium-mediated signaling. The record is from RefSeq and is a predicted model, not a curated record. The transcript is spliced from 10 exons.